UUGUCUUCGAGGUCGAUCCAGCUCGAGUUUUUGCUUUUCAUAAAAAUCUGUGUUCCAGAUGAAAGUGUUCAGUUGAUCUCCGGUGUAUCGUAACGUCGUUGCGUUGUUGUCGCCUUUCCUUUCUCGUCACCACCUCUGAUUGAUAUUAAUUUAUUUUAUUGUCUUCACUGGGAGUCUAUCAACAUGGCCGCGGCUAAUCCUCCAACGGAAACGAAAAGCUUUCGUGAAAUUGCCUCAAUGGCCAGCAACAGAGCCAUGAAAGGUGGCCUCACUGGCGCGGCCGCUCAGGUCGUCAAUGUCCUCGGUCUCAUGGGUUUGCGUACCACCAUGAACUACCAGAUGGCGAAGGGUGGUACCAUGGUUGGUACAAUGAAGCUGCUCUAUAAGGAGGGAGGAGUUCCACGUUUCUACCGUGGUCUUGUCCCGGCGCUGGUCCAGUCACCCAUUGCCCGCUUUGGUGAUACCUUUGCCAAUGCUGGUGUUCUGACCGCCCUGGAUGCGUCGCCAAGAUUCUGCAAUAUGCCACUGGCUCUGAAGACCGCUGUUGCAUCAGUAUCGGCUGGAGGCAUGCGUAUCUGCCUUAUGCCCAUCGAUGCAUGGAAGACGAACAAGCAGGUGCACGGUGAAGGUGGCCUGCAGUCACUGAUGAAGAAGGUUCAGACCUACCCCAACCGUGGACCUGCCAACCUCUAUGGCUGGACGUCACUGUGGCACGGCGGACUGGCCGCUGCCUCAGCCACUGCUGUGGGACAUUGGCCUUGGUUUGUGACAUACAACUACCUGGACCUGUACCUGCCAUGGAACCAUGGCACUGCCAUGCAGAAGGUGUUGCGUAAUGCCUUCAUUGGUAUUGCCGCCUCGUUCGUUUCGGAUGUUUCCAGUAACGGCAUCCGUGUGCUCAAGACCUACCGUCAGACCUACCCGGAACCGAUUGGUUAUUGGGUGGCGUUCUCGAAGAUUCGCGCCGAGUAUGGCCUGUUUGGCUGGCAAGGAUUCUUCUUCCGUGGUCUCCAGACUCGCAUAGUGUCUCACGGUAUUAACUCCAUGGUCUUCACCGUUGCCUGGAAGUACUUCCAGCAGAUGUAGGCAGCAGUCUGCUGCACACGUCAUUGUUGCUGUUGACCUAGCCUCGACACGCAGCAAUGACAGUGCUAUUAUCUGCACCGGCUAAUAGCUGCGCCAGACCCCAGACCCGUCUUAUGCCCGUGAAAGCAUACAGCUGUCUCUUGUGCGUGCGGAGCGAAAGACAACGUAUUCUGCCACGAUACCCACAGUCUUAACCGGCUGUCUGUGUAGCUCAUGGCAACUAUUGAUGUGUUACUGCCUGCAUGUUGGUGAUACUGCCCUUGCGAUACCGCUCCACGAAAUGAAAUAAUCCUGCGUACUUAUUGUUCACUGUCAAGCCUUUUAAACUGAGCGACCUCAUCACGUGUCAUUUCUUCACUUGGGGAGAUUUUUUAAUCUUGUUCUUAAAGACGUUUCCACCUUUAUGCACCUGUUGUGUUUCUUCAUGUACAUUGCUUAGAUGCAAUACGCUUGUCUUUUUUAGUUUUCAUCGCAUUUCCUUUUCUACUUUUUAGGGUGUGAUUUUAGUGUGAGCCCUCCCCCCCCCCCCCCCCUCGCUCUUUCUCUCUAAUUUUAUCCUUCUAAUCCUGCUUUUUCCUUGCCUAUACUAUUCUAUAGCUUUUCGUCUUUUUUGAUAGUUAGUUUAGUGAGUUGAAAACCUCUGAUAAUGUGACCGCUGAAUUUCGUAUAGUUUUAUGUAAAGACUGUUUCAGCGUGAAAAUAAAGCAGCACUGGGUUUGAUGCUAAGCAUUUCACAUGACUGCAGUUGGUUGUUGCUGCUCAAAGUUAGUCUAAACCAGA
This is a messenger RNA of Sycon ciliatum, 1866 nucleotides long. RefSeq lists its product as uncharacterized. The record is from RefSeq and is a predicted model, not a curated record. Lineage: Eukaryota; Metazoa; Porifera; Calcarea; Leucosolenida; Sycettidae. The coding region runs from base 184 to 1086 and encodes 300 amino acids. The transcript is spliced from 5 exons.